UAUCUGGAAGUGACAGAUAACUGUCAAAAUGCCAACUAUACUAAGAAAAAUAUUUCGAUGGUGUGAUGUGGCCAAAAAACAAGUACUUCUCAUGAGAAAAUGAACAUUUUUUAACAUUAAUACCAUUAGAGAAGAAAGAUGAUGAGUUUAACUAAAGUUUUCCUAUUGACACUGAUUGUUUCUUUGGCCCAAGGCAGAGUUCCUAGCAUACGUUUGUGUGGAGAACAAAAAUGUGAAACAAUAAUAUCGAUUGCAAGGACAGUAAUCAAUUAUCAGCCAAGUCAUUCGAAUCAUGUCGCUUUUAGAGGCAAUACACCAUGUCGAGUAAUGUCGAAAUCGAUCGGCGACAAUUCAGAUCUCUGGGAAAUUGAGGUUCAAGGGCGCCGUGGUUAUGCCCCUAAGAAAAUGAUAAUGGAACAGAAAAUACUGAUAAAGGCGGCCGAUUUAGUUCAAGUGGGUAGUGCGGACGAGCCUGAUCGAGAAGAUGGAGUAGCAGAGAAUACAACGACCAACGCGGAAAGCCCUAUGCUGUAUGCUGAACCAUCGGAUGUUCCAAAGACAGACGAACAAGUCAUCAAUGACAAAGUCGAACAAACCUCUGAUGCCCAUUCACAACUGCAAAAAGAGAAUGAUCAAGACCAGAAAGAAAAAGGGGAGAAUGACGAUGAUGACGCUGAUGAACAAGGCUAUUCGGAUCAAAUUCCAGUAAAUGAACCACUCGCAAUUAAACGUGAUAUGUACAAGACCGGUGAUAGUGGCGAACAAAAUAUAAGCAACGAGAACGUUGAUAUUCAUUUGGAAGUAGUUGGCUUAAAUACUAAUGAAGAAAAAUCGAAAAUAGUUGAAGAAGAAAUUGACAUUGAGAUUGAAAGGUCAGAUAAUACUAUUGUCACUGAAGAAAACGGCACACCGCUGGAAGUCACAUCUCAAGAACAAUCAGAAAGUCAAAAUAGUUUGAACGGCCAACCAUCAAAUGUAAAUGUAAAAUCUGAGGAACUUCCACAAAUAGAAGAACAGCAAAACAACAAUGCACCAUAUGCAGAUGAAAGUUUUACCACUAAUAAUGGAAUGGAAGGUGCUGCACCAACAAAUCAAAUUGAGACAAUCGAACCAGUUUCAGAUCGAAUUGCAAUAAAUCUAGUUGAACAAAUUGAACCAGUUUUAAACCCGAUUGUUACGUCGAAUUCUAAUUCGGAAAGUUCUGAUAUUAAAGAAUCACAAUCAUUCGAGGACAAUGAAACAUUGGGAAUUGGUACGAUACUAUUGGGUGAUUCUAAAAGCACAUAUGAUAUCACUCCUAUCACUGAUGAUACAUUAGAUACACCAGAUACACCAAAUACUCCAGAUACACCAGAUACACCGGAUACACCAGAUACACCAGAUAUACCAGAUACAGUAAAUAUACCAGAAUCAAGCAGAAUAGAAAAUGAUAAAGACGAACAAUUGGUGCAUGAAAGCAACCUAGAAUAUUUAGCAAAUAGUAGCAACAAUGAAAUCCCUAUACAAAGUGAUCAAAUUCAAGAAGAUACUUUCGAAAAAGAUGUAGAGAAUGCAGACAAAUAUUACACCACAGAAGCAAGCCGAAUGGAUAUUCCAGAACCAAUUGUUACUCCAGAAUUAAUACAACAACAUGCUAAUAAAGAAAUUGAGGAGAGUACAACCAUCCCAACAACUCAAAAUAUUGUUGAACAAAAUCCGGAAAUAAUUGAAAAUGAAGUGAACUACUCUCACGAACAAAGCUAUGAUAGUGAGUCAAAGUUGUCAACAGAUUCACCAUCUCAACUCCCGGAAAAUGUUGUAAAAACUGAUGACAUUUUUUCACCAUAUUUUCAACCAGAAACACCGCCAGCACAAACCAGUGAAAACGAAGAAACGAAUUGGUAUGAUGGUAUACUGAUUUUUGUAGAGGAUACUUUUGCUAGUGUGAAGAAAAUAUUUGACAAUAAUUCAAGUGCAGAUGAUAAUAAGGAGGAAUCUGUGAAUGUGGAAAAUCCACUCGAUGGAUACUGUGAAAAUUUGCAAGGGGAACAUUGCCCAAAGAAUCAACCAAAGUUCAUUCCUUCUAGUUACUUGGAAAAUUUAUCUAAGAUUAAGGUUGAUAGUAAACUUGUCGACGACUUUCUAACUCAGAUCAUUGCCAGAGCUGACUUAGUAGUUCUACUACUUUUAACUGCUUCCGCCAUCCUAAUCUUUAUUUUUGGCCAUUAUUGUCUUGUGAAUCAUCGUAGAGAAAGUUUACUGAUUGCGCAGCUGAACACUUUGGAAAGGAAACUAUUAGUGUCACAAAAAGAAUGUGAAGUGACGGAAGCAGAUCUGUCCGAAACUGCUAGAAAACUGAAUAGCAUUGCAGAUAAAUCCUUUGGGGCCGAUGACAUGAUCAAGCAGUACGAAGCGGAGAAAAAUGAAUUGUGUGAACAGAUUGCGUCUCUAGAGAAAGAGCUGGAAACAGCCGCUGAAGCUGGUUUGGAACUGAAUAAAAUGGUUCAAGAACUAUUGAGCAAUCAAAGUGGUAGUGAUUCGAUCAUAAAUAGUGUUGAGGAAUUGCAACACCAGCUAAAUGAACAGGAGGCCAAUAUGAUAUACAUAAACAACUUGUUAGCCGAAAAAAGUCGUGAAAACAGUGAACUACAGGUGCUAUUAUCAGAUACGAAUCAAAGAUUUGGCGCAGAGAUUCAGGAACUGUUAAGACUGAACAAACAACUUGAAGUCGACAAAACAACACUCGAAGAAAGUCUAAAUGUAAAAAUGCAUUCGCUUGAAGCUGAAUUGAAAGAAAAAGUAGAAGCGAAAUCAAAUGAAGUUUCCAGUUUGAAAGAGAAAUACAACGAAUUAAAAAAGAAAUACGAUGAAAUUGUGUCUAAAUGGCGAUCGAGUGCAGCUCGGGCAGAAGCUUUAGAAGAAAGCAUAAAAAAGAUGGAAACAUUCAAUGGAAAAGAUGAUAUCAAAUCAAUUAUUGAAGCAACCGAUGCCAAUGCCAAUUGUAUUGCAUUGAAAAGAGAAAACGAAUCAUUGAGCGAUCGACUAGAUUCUGAAUUAGAGAGUAAAAACCGUCUGCAGGAACAAAUUAAGGAAUUGAAUGAAGAAAUCACACGUCUUCGUACUGAAUUUAAUCAACACGAAAAAGACAAGCUAGAAGCUGAGACGCGGCUAAAUGUGCUAUCGAAUUACUUCAAGGAGAAGGAAUCUCAGCUGCAAAAGGAACUGAAUGUUAAAGAAGCAUUAUUUAUGAAACAACAGGGUGAAUCGACCACAACCGUCGAUAGAAUUCGAAGUUUACAAGAGGAUAUACAAAAAUUGAGAUCACAAAACGAUGAACUUCGUGCUGAAAUCGAAGCUCAAUCCGCUGCACAUAAGGCUCAAAUAAAUGCCGCCGAAGUAAGAGCGCAUGAUUCAUGGCUGGCAGCAAAACAAGCAGAACGCCGGCUUGAGGAAGCGAGAUCUGAAGCAAGCAUUCUAAGGAAGAAAUUGACAAGUCUUACGUCAUUCAAUGGAACGACAUCUGAAAAUAAUUUUACUCGUAAUCCUAUAGAUGGUUUCAUACCCGAUCUAAACGCGCCAUCCCCCAUCCAUCUGGAAUCACCUAGCUCGCCUGGGUUGCCUCCAUUGAAUUUGCCACCGCCACCAUUGAUACCGGCCCCAAUGUAUUCUGGUAUGACACCAUUUAUGCCACCACCACCAUUGCCGUUGCCAAACGAAAUGCGGCCAGCUCCAUUGGGUCGUUUGAUGUCUCCACCUCCGCCUGAUCAUCGAUUUGUGGCCAAUUUUGUGGAGCCAAAUCGAUACGAAAACAACCGAUACAGUCCAGACGACUAUCCAGCGGACUUGUAUGAAACGGAAACAGAUUUCAGUCCACCGCGGUCACCACCGAGAUCUCCCGAAUUUUAUCGUGGUCGCAACUAUAGAAAUUAUUCACCAGAAGUUCCAAUCAAAAAGAAAUCAAAUCGCAAAGGUAGUAGUAGUGAAAAUAGUAGCAUUCUUGAUUCCGAUGAAUGGGAUCGUCAAACGUUUUAGACAUUCCCAUUGAUUUAUAAAUAUGAGCAUGAGUUGCUGUAUACCCACGGAAACUUUACUCGCAAACCAGAGAUUUUUGUUGCACGAAAUUUGAAGUUUUCUUCGAUUAUCACUAAUGUAGACUUUAUAUGUGUUCUGACAUAGAAGAUAUACCGAUUUGUUACUUGCGAUUUGCGAUUACAGUUACAGCUGAAUGAAAUAAAUGCCAUAAUACUUGUUUAAAUAAAUAAUAUAUUUAUAUUUUUUACGUUUGUUUGCGCACAUCGAUCUCAAGAACUGUCAAAUCAAUUCACACAAUUGAAACAAUUUUGGAAAUCGAUGGAUUGUUAAAUUUUAUUUUCUCUACUAUUGUGAGUUUGCACUGCUUUUUUUCAAUAAUUCCUCCUCAGACACAUUCCUUUCCUUUAUACAUCAUGUGGUGUGUUGUAGCAGUUUGUUGUUUUACUGUUUGUUUACUUAGCAUAUUAAACAAUAGCAUUAGAGACUUGCUGUUCGUUCGUGAAAUUAUUCUCAGAUAACCUACCUCUUUAUUUCAUACUAUGCAGGUACUCUCAGCUCGGAAAGUGUAGAAUCAAGGGAUCGGAUAUAAAUCGUGGCGCAAUGUACAACUUUCUUAGAAAUAAUAAUUAUAUACAAUUUGAAAUAAAAUGAAGUUUUUUGACAGCAAAUCAAA
Molecule: messenger RNA, 4684 nt
Organism: Sitodiplosis mosellana (orange wheat blossom midge)
Lineage: Eukaryota; Metazoa; Arthropoda; Insecta; Diptera; Cecidomyiidae
Gene: Tango1
Product: transport and Golgi organization protein 1
Exons: 6
Coding region: 139-4011 (1290 amino acids)
Biological process (GO): endoplasmic reticulum to Golgi vesicle-mediated transport; vesicle cargo loading; protein secretion
Cellular component (GO): endoplasmic reticulum membrane; endoplasmic reticulum exit site
Molecular function (GO): protein binding
Source: RefSeq, a predicted model, not a curated record